Messenger RNA from Laetiporus sulphureus 93-53, 1193 nucleotides. RefSeq lists its product as uncharacterized. Bases 5 to 826 code for a protein of 273 amino acids. The record is from RefSeq and is a predicted model, not a curated record. Lineage: Eukaryota; Fungi; Basidiomycota; Agaricomycetes; Polyporales; Laetiporaceae. The transcript has 5 exons.
CAUUAUGAACAGCCCUCAGGACCGCCAGAAUUUCGUCCGCAGCGUCAAGCUCGCCAUUCCUCCCACUCCUCAGGACCGCAAGGACUUUGUAUGCAGUGUCGAGCUGGCCAUCCCUCCCACUCCACCAUCCGCGGAGGGUAGUGCAGUCGUUGCUGCUCAGGCUGAUGACGAAGAGACUGCCUCUGUCGUUGACAGCUCCGCGAUAUCCUUCGUCGGUAAUUUGUCUGCACAGCAGAAGUCCGACGUGAUCAACUCGACACUGUUCGCACAGUGGGCAGCCAAUUCACAGUUCAACCGUAACAAGGAGCCCACGAAGUGGUACGAUGUCUACACGAGCACGCUCGAGAAAGUCGGGUGGACCGUGCAAGCCAUGAGCUUCAUGGAACUCCCUAACGCAAGUACAUACGGCACCGUGGACAAGGCAGUCCUGAGAGUCAUGGAGACCUUCCUCACCCCGGCUCUGGUCGAGCCGUUCAGGGCCAUGAUCGAAGCUUUGGAUAAACCUGAUGCCGAGCGUGCUUACAGUAUCUUCAAGAAGCGCUCCUGGGAGCAGACCAUGGCCGACUUCCAGUCAGGCGUGUGCAUCCUGGGCAAUGGCAACAACGUCAAGUGGCGCAUCGCAUGUUAUGACUACCAGGCGUCCGGCUUCGACGGCAAUGUUCUUUUCUUCAAAUUUGGGUCCAGUUCGGUUACCUUCCAGUACAACACCCAGGACAUGGUGUUGGAUGAAAAGAAGUAUUCAACGGUGAGACAGGACAUCGUAGAAUCACUUGGAGCCAAUGCGAAGGACUAUGUCAUGAACGUUCCCUUAUCUCCGCCCCAGUGAUGAGUCGACUGAUAUCCGAGAUAAUGCCCUUUCUUCACUGAUUCUGUAACACAUUUUUGGACCCUCCCGUGUUUCACUCAGACACAUCAACUGUCUUCAGCCUUCAGAAAAGCAUGGUUACCAUGAUUGAGCAUUUUUUGCGUGUAAUACUGAACAACAGUCUGUAACAAAGCUAUCACGCUCAGAAUCAUUAUGUUGUGUUGCAACGAUAACUGUACAAAAAAUUUCAUGUAAAAUUGACUCCCUUACUCAUAUCUAGCGAUCAACGCGAUGGGAGUAGACCGGCUGGCGAUUCAUUUGCCAAUGUCAUCAGGUUGGAAAUGGAAUCCCCAGGAGGCACUGCUCGGAUGUAGUUUGAGUGAAACCC